AUGCGCUCAUUGCCAGAGGACUUGGCGAUCCAGUACCGAAAGCGCACAAAGACCGGCACAGACGCCGCGGACUCUGCAGUCCAAUCGGGAGACGAGCAAGUCAAGGCAAUCUUGAAGUUCCUUCAAGUGGACGUCGAAAGUAGAGAGGAGAGUCGAGCGUCACGCGAGAAGGCCACUUCAGGGAGACCGUCGACGAACCGCAAGUCUGCGGACGCCUCAUCACCGCCACAUCUACCGUCCGCUCUAGCCCUGACAGCACGGUCAUCAGCGCCAGGUGCCACUUCAAGGCCUGCACAGACAAUAUGUCCCCUCUGCGGCAUCUCAGGCCACUUGACGCGUGAUUGCCGGGCCGCGCUAUCCGCAGAAGAAAAGCACCAGCGCCUUUCCAGCAAUAGCUGCUGCUUCAGGUGCGGGAAACCAGGGCACAUUUCUCGCAAUUGCCGAACCGCAGCCUGGCUUAAGUGCGACCGAUGCUCAGGACGCCAUAUUUCUGCUCUGUGCGACAUCUGGGGCCGACGAGGAUCCGACAGUCCACAACCGACUGGAGAUGAAAACCGAGAGGUGGCCACACAGCGAGAAAAGCGCAGAACGUUCAUCCGAAAGGACUUGUCGCAGCAGCUUUGCCUGCCUUCCACUGGAUAUGAAGAGAUGGAUGUCUAUACAUUCGGCGGGUCAAAGCACCCACGACAUUAUCAGUGCCGAAGGGUGAACGUCACGCUCUGUGGACGUAUUGAGCCGAUCGUCGUCGAUGUUGAAGCUCUGGAGGUGCCAGAGGUCUGCACCGUAAAGGGUCCAGCUUUAGAGCCAAACGUCAUCAAUAUGAUGCGUGACCGCAAUCUGACCUUGGCUGACGAAGUUCAAGGGCACCAACCUCAAGACUCUACGAUAAGCGUUUUGAUCGGUUCAGACCACUACUGGAGGGUAGUGACCGGACGCGUCGAGCGCUUCACCGACAAUCUCUGUGCAGUUGAGACCAUAUUUGGCUGGGUCAUUCAAGGAAUGUGCGCUAACGUCUACCAUCCUUCGACACCGCGUAACAUCACUGCAACUGCCUUAUUCCUGGCUUGUUCCGACGACUGGCGCACUGAAGUCCGACCUGUAGACGUAUCAGAGAUGUGGCGCUUGGACGCCAUCGGUAUAACUGACGGCCAAGAAGACGACGUCAGCCAGCACCCAGCGCUCGUCCACCUUCGUAGCGCAAUACACAAGAGCGCAGGACGCUACGUCGUGCCGCUCAUGAUCAAGACGCCAGGUAUCACGUCUUGUACCAGCCGAAGUGUGGCUGAAACCAGGCUCAAGCGUCAGCUUCAGCGGUUCGAGCAUCAUCCCGAAGUUCUGAAGGAGUACCAUGCCACCAUCAGCGAGUACUUCAAAGAAGGCCAUGCGGAAAGAGUAGUGCCAUCGGCACCCCUUGGACAGACCGUCUACUACCUGCCUCACCAUGCGGUAGUCCGACGUGAGGCCGUGACUACAAAGGUCCGCGUCGUGUUCGAUGCCUCAUCGCAUGAAUACGGUGAACCGUCUUUGAACGACAUGCUCGAUAAAGGCAUCAAGCUGGGUCCUGAACUCUUGCAGCUACUCUUGCAGUUUAGGAGCAGCAAAUUUGUUCUCACCGCGGACAUCCGAAAGGCCUUCCUCCAGAUAUGGAUCCGAUCGGAAGACAGAGAUGCUCUUCGCUUCUUGUGGAUCGACCAAUUACCGACACAUGAGCAUCCCGUCCCAACAAUCAUCGAGUGGCGCAUGACCAGGGUUCCUUUCGGAGCAUCUUCCAGCCCGUUCUUGUUGUCAGCAACCCUACAGCACCACCUCGAAACAUGGAAGACGAAGCACCCGGACAUCGUCGCCCGCCUACAACGGUCAUUCUACGUGGACGACUUAGUUAUCGGCGCGUCUUCCGAAGAGGAGGCAUUGGAGAUUUACCGAGAAGCGAAUGCUAUCAUUACCGAUGCGGGAAUGGAAUUGAGAAAAUGGUGCUCAAACUCCCGCCUUCUCUGCGACCAGUUCUUGAACGACGGCCUCUCACUAGAGAAUGUCACCGAGCAGAGCUCUAAGUCCAAGGUGCUUGGUCUGCUGUGGGACCGCUCAUCAGAUGACAUCAUUAUCACUACGCAAGGCAAGAAGACGCAAGAGAAGGAAGCUAGCACGGAAAAGCAGCUCGAAUACCUUAUGCGAGAAAUAGAACAGCUACGAAGAGAACAGACUCAAAAUUCUCAAACACCACCAUCACGUCCGCCAUCUCCACCCCCAUCAUCACCUCCACAACCAAAGCCAGCAACACUGGCGAAUCAAACAAAGGUAACGCAGAACGACCUCAGGGUACUUGAAGACCGCAUCAACGCCAAUAUGACAGUCGUGAUGGACGACAUCAUGUCCAAGGUAUCGCAGGUUGUAGAGACCACGGUAACACAGCUGCUACAAACUGGGUUCCAAACUCUCAAGAGCGAAAUGGAGAAUCAGAUUCGGGCACUAGAGACCAAAAUGACGCAAUCGGGGGAAAGCUUAAGUCAGCGCAUUCACACGCUGGAAGAAAGAGAGAAUGCCCGAAAGAAGCCUAAGUACCCAGUGAGAGAAGCUGAGAUCCUGCAAACCUUAAGCAAGAAAGAUGGCGAGGCCAACUAA
This is a messenger RNA of Rhipicephalus sanguineus (brown dog tick), 2619 nucleotides long. RefSeq lists its product as uncharacterized. Bases 1 to 2619 code for a protein of 872 amino acids. Gene Ontology annotation, molecular function: zinc ion binding; nucleic acid binding. Lineage: Eukaryota; Metazoa; Arthropoda; Arachnida; Ixodida; Ixodidae. The record is from RefSeq and is a predicted model, not a curated record. The transcript has 3 exons.